AUGAUCCAGACCUUUUGUGUAGAUUCCGCUGUCAGUGCAGAUCUUCUUGAUUGUCUUAUCGGUGGCAGUCUUCGAGCCCUUUUUAACGAACCGGACGGCGCCCAAUUAUGCCGAGUCUGGGGACUAUCUGGUCACAGAAACUCGGUCCCACUUCGUACGGUCUGCUCGUGCCCUGAUUUGGGCCAAUCCAAUUGCCGGUACAUCUGCCCGUUUGCCCUACAGCCUCUCUUCUUUCUCCCUCCGUCUCCAUCGGCCGCAGCAGUUCGUCUCUUCUCUUCCCAUCAACCUGCUAUUGGCUCGAUCGUCUACGAGGUGUGUCUGAAGGCAUCACUUGCCUCCAUUACUCUACGAGGCGCUGAGCGGAGACAGUCGCUGGCUCGGACAAGCGAAGGCGGUAGUCGAGGCGUCUGGCCGGACGACCAGCGGCCGAUCUGCCCUUGUGAGGACACAGACACACACAAUCUGUCCAGCAUAGAGGAGGUGACGUCUCGAGAUAUUGUUGUCACGGCCAGUGGGUACCGGACAGUGGCCCGAUUUAGACUGUUCAGGCGGCUGCGUCAUGUAGACCUCAUUCAUGCCGUUUCGGGCAUAUUCGACAAAGGGGCCAUGGAGCGAAAACUGGUACCCGACGGGACUACGGGCAACAGAGUCUGCAACCGGAGCUGA
Protopolystoma xenopodis is the source of this 666-nucleotide messenger RNA. The record is from the annotation of a GenBank genome assembly. Lineage: Eukaryota; Metazoa; Platyhelminthes; Monogenea; Polystomatidea; Polystomatidae.